Molecule: messenger RNA, 1245 nt
Organism: Halteromyces radiatus
Lineage: Eukaryota; Fungi; Mucoromycota; Mucoromycetes; Mucorales; Cunninghamellaceae
Product: TATA-box-binding protein
Exons: 4
Coding region: 94-801 (235 amino acids)
Biological process (GO): DNA-templated transcription initiation
Molecular function (GO): RNA polymerase II general transcription initiation factor activity; DNA binding
Source: RefSeq, a predicted model, not a curated record
UGUGGCUCUGACUUAUCUUUUCUCAGUCUUUUUUUUUUUUAUUAUUCUUUUUUCUUUUUAUUCAUAUAUAUAUUACUUUUUAAUUAAUCAACAAUGUCUGGAUUCAAUAUUGCCACUCCAUCUAUGACUACACCUGCUAUGCAAACACCUUCUAUUCCUACACCUCAUCACAAUUCUACUCCAUUUGCUGUACCAUCAACACCAGCUCCUUUGGAUGCACCAACACCUAGUAGAGAUCAGAAUCCUUAUGCUGUUGCUGGUAUUACACCUACUUUACAGAACAUUGUAGCUACUGUGAACUUGGAUUGUCGAUUAGAUUUGAAGAAUAUUGCACUUCAUGCUCGGAAUGCUGAAUACAAUCCAAAGCGUUUUGCUGCUGUGAUUAUGCGUAUUCGUGAACCCAAGACAACUGCUUUAAUCUUUGCCUCUGGAAAAAUGGUGGUAACUGGUGCCAAGUCUGAAGAUGAUUCGAAAUUGGCUGCAAGGAAAUAUGCUCGUAUCAUUCAAAAAUUGGGUUUCCAAGCAAAGUUUACAGAUUUCAAAAUUCAAAACAUUGUUGGUUCUUGUGAUGUCAAGUUUCCUAUUCGAUUGGAAGGAUUGGCUUAUUCUCAUGGUCACUUCAGUUCUUAUGAACCUGAACUAUUUCCUGGUUUGAUCUAUCGAAUGGUGAAGCCUAAGAUUGUGUUACUGAUCUUUGUAUCUGGCAAAAUUGUAUUGACUGGUGCUAAGGUUCGUGAAGAAAUCUAUCAAGCUUUCCAAGCUAUUUACCCUGUACUUCAAGAAUUCAAGAAAGGCGGUUAAAAGAAUAUUUCAAGACUGAUGAUCUGGCAUCCACCCCCCAAAAAUCCACUCCCUUUUAUUAUAUCUCUUUCUAUCACAAACACACACCUACUGUCUUUCUCACAUAUAUACAUACACAAAUGACAUAACACACAAAAAAAAACAAAUCAUUUUCUUUACACAACAAUCUCAUUACAAAAAUCAAAAAAAUUACCCUUUAUAUCAAUUACACACCCUUUAUCAUUCUCUUUUUCCCUUUGUAUGAUUCAACCUUUUAUUCAUUUUUUUUUUCAUGUACAAAUAGUUUUAUUCCUUUUAUCUCUGCAUUUUUUUAUAGUAAAUAUAUUUCCCCUGUCUCUCUCUUUAUUUUUUUUUUAUUUUCGCUUUAUACUGUUCCUUUCUUUAUCAAUUAAAAAAAAAAUCAAAAAACAAUAAAAGCAAAGAUGAUUCUUAUCAUAUGACCAG